This is a messenger RNA of Lutzomyia longipalpis, 1242 nucleotides long. RefSeq lists its product as uncharacterized. Bases 187 to 1026 code for a protein of 279 amino acids. The record is from RefSeq and is a predicted model, not a curated record. NCBI's taxonomy places the organism in Eukaryota, Metazoa, Arthropoda, Insecta, Diptera, Psychodidae. The transcript has a single exon.
UCGAAUUUUUUUUGGGUGUGAUUCGGUUGGGUGUAAUUCGGACUAAAAUAAACUUUUGGGUGGUAUUUAUUGUGAUUUUCCAAGGAAAAAGAUGUAAUCGCGUUUUUAUCAAUCGUAUCAGAGAUUUUCCUUCUUUUCUUUGGGUUCUUCUAUCAUUUCCGUAGUUAUCUCGCGCAUUCAGAUAAAAUGACACGUACGUGGAAUAUUUUCUGCGUGGCACUUUUUGCAUUUCCCAUUGUUUUGGGAGACGGUGGUGGUGGUCACAUCGAGAGCAAUGCAACAAUUCCGCAUGAUUCCCCCGUACAGGGGAAGACUGGCUUCGUGUCCGUGGAAGGUGGAAGUAUCCCGACCAAUUGGACACAGAAGAGUGUGAAGAAGGAACUCGGGGAGAUGCCAAAGUUAACCAAUACGACGACAGCAGAGAACAAAAGUUCGGAUAUUCCGGGAAAUAUUACGAGUACUGUGAUUCCUGCCGUUCCAGCACUUCCUCGGCCAGAACCGAAGAAUAUCACAUUGCCAGUGGUGUCCGGAAAUGGCACAAAUUCAACUAAAUCCACUCCGGAAGCGCCUCAUCCGGACAAGGGUAAUAAAACAGAGAGUUCUGUGAAGCUUCCGACAAAUUCCACAACGGAAGCUGCCAAAACCAGUAGCACCACUUCCAGUACGACAACCACAACCUCAACUACGACGACCACAACGGCAAGGCCAAAGAAACCCCAUCUUACUGUCAGCGUAGAGGAUGAUCCGAGUCUACUGGAUGUACCCGCUAAAUCCCCGAAACAUCCACCGUCUUCCGAUUCAGGACGUCUCGACGUGGAGGAGCCUGUGGCGCAAUUAUCACAGGAAAAUAUCCUCGAGAUGCCUGUCAAUCAUCGGGACUACAUUGUUCCCAUUGUUGUGCUAAUCUUCGCCAUCCCAAUGGUUCUGGGACUUGCAACUGUUGUUGUUCGGCGCUUCCGGGAUUUCUGGUUAACACGUCACUACCGUCGAAUGGACUACCUCGUAGAUGGGAUGUACAAUGACUAGGAAAAGCUACGCAUCAAGGAGCGAAAAAUUUCAAGCUUAUCCUGAAAUAAAGAGAGAGAAAAAAGUAUCGAGAAGAGGAAGAAACUUCCUCCCGCCGUCUAGCAAUCUGACGGGCUUUAUCGCUGAAGCAAUAAUCCAAUUAAUGCUUUUACGUUUUAUACUGUGUAAAUAAUGUAUAUUUUGAUGAUAAUUUGGAAUAAAUAACCUGGGAAUUUG